AGGUUUGGUUCUGGAACAGCUCUUCCUCUUUUGAGCCUCAUCUUCGGCAAGGAAGGCCGAGAGCAUCUAUCUUCUCGUCUUUUUCUGUCGCAGCUCCUUGCAUCAACAACAGACCCCAAGCAAACAAACCUUCACUGCCAGAAAAAGAAGAACAAGUCGAUAGUUGAAGAAGAACAACCAGAGAAUAUCUUCAAUGGCGAUCAUACCUUGUGGAAGUACAUGGGUAUCACAGUGGGGAGUUCGACCUCAAUUUAUGUUAAGAUCCUUCAACAUUAACAAGUCAUUGGUGUCUCAAUAUUGUGUUUCAAGCAAGAUAAAAUAUUUGGCAUCACCAAGUUCAAGUUUAUUUUCACACGAAUCCUUGCAUGCAUUGUUUGAUACGGGGCCUUCUCAGAAUGCGCAUCGUUGCAGGGGAGCGCGAUUCAUUGUUAGAGCUGAUACUGACUACUAUUCUGUCCUUGGGGUGUCAAAAAAUGCCAGUAAAUCUGAAAUAAAAAGUGCUUAUCGGAAGCUGGCUAGGAAUUAUCAUCCAGACGUCAACAAAGAACCUGGAGCUGAACAGAAAUUUAAGGAGAUUAGCAAUGCCUAUGAGGUGCUCUCCGAUGAUGAGAAGCGAUCCUUGUAUGACAAAUAUGGAGAAGCUGGGCUUAAAGGUGGUAUGGGCAUGGGGGAUUUCAGCAAUCCAUUUGAUCUGUUUGAAUCAUUAUUUGAAGGCAUGGGUGGUAUGGGCGGAAUGGGCAUGGGAGGCAGGGGUUCCAGAAAUAGGGCAGUGGAUGGUGAAGAUGAGAUAUACACUCUUGUCUUGAAUUUCAAGGAAGCAGUUUUUGGAGUUGAAAAAGAGAUUGAGAUAACCCGUCUUGAGAACUGUGGCACCUGUAAUGGUUCAGGUGCAAAACCAGGGACCAAGCCUACGCAAUGUAGUACAUGUGGCGGCCAAGGUCAGGUUAUCUCAUCAGCUAGGACUCCAUUGGGUAUCUUCCAGCAGGUAACUACCUGCUCAGCCUGUGGUGGGACUGGUGAGUUGUCCACUCCUUGCAAUACCUGUGGCGGGGAUGGGCGUGUAAGGCGGACAAAGCGGAUUAGUUUGAAAGUUCCAGCUGGUGUUGAUUCUGGUAGUCGGCUGAGGGUUCGAUCAGAAGGUAAUGCUGGGAGGAGAGGUGGAGCCCCAGGAGACCUGUUUGUCAUGAUUGAAGUUCUCGCAGACCCUGUACUGAAACGUGAUGAUACAAACAUUCUCUACACCUGUAAGGUGUCAUACAUUGAUGCAAUAUUAGGGACAACAAUCAAGGUUCCGACGGUAGAUGGCAUGGUUGAUUUAAAGAUCCCACCUGGUACCCAGCCAAACACGACACUAGUGAUGGCAAAGAAAGGUGUUCCAUUUCUAAAUAAAAGCAACAUGAGGGGUGACCAAUUGGUCCGUGUGCAGGUUGAGAUCCCAAAACGGUUGAGUGGUGAAGAAAGGAAACUCAUUGAAGAACUUGCGAACCUAAACAAGGCUAGGACCGCAAAUAGUAGGAGAUAGUAGUGAGGAUACCUUAUGUUGACCUUUAUCAUUCACUUCUCCUAUGAUUCCUUAUUCUUUGUCUCUCAUGGAUGUGAGUAAGUUGUUCAUGCAAUAUGCCGUGGGAAAACUUGACUUAUAAAUUUCUUUAUCAGGCUACGUGGAGCAGUAAAGAAUGUAGUUGUAGGUAAAACGUUUGUGUUUGAUUUUGUCCUAUAAAUAGAUGUGUUUUAAGGGAAGAUAGAAGAAAGAGACUAGGUGAUAGUUCUCUUUUGUACUUGUUCUACCUUUUAUAAUUCCUCACUUUUUCUGAUGACUUGUUAGUUGAAAAGAAUAUAAAAAUCAAGCAAAUAUUUAUCAA
Nelumbo nucifera (sacred lotus) is the source of this 1862-nucleotide messenger RNA. Its product is annotated as chaperone protein dnaJ A6, chloroplastic. The record is from RefSeq and is a predicted model, not a curated record. NCBI's taxonomy places the organism in Eukaryota, Viridiplantae, Streptophyta, Magnoliopsida, Proteales, Nelumbonaceae. Gene Ontology annotation, cellular component: chloroplast thylakoid membrane; cytoplasm. Gene Ontology annotation, molecular function: ATP binding; heat shock protein binding. Gene Ontology annotation, biological process: protein refolding; response to heat.